This is a messenger RNA of Trypanosoma conorhini, 1515 nucleotides long. RefSeq names its product putative aldehyde dehydrogenase. Gene Ontology annotation, molecular function: succinate-semialdehyde dehydrogenase (NAD+) activity. The record is from RefSeq and is a predicted model, not a curated record. The transcript has a single exon. NCBI's taxonomy places the organism in Eukaryota, Euglenozoa, Kinetoplastea, Trypanosomatida, Trypanosomatidae. The coding region runs from base 1 to 1515 and encodes 504 amino acids.
AUGCGACGAACGCCGUGUGUCUUUUGCAAGGCUGUUUUUGAUUUGAACAAUGCGGCGCGGUUUGCCACGGGUGUUGUGCUGGACCGCCCCGUCGCUUUCCUCAAUGGCAAAUUCGUGACCCCUGCCGCAGGUGCAACCAUCGCCGUGGAGGACCCCUGCACCCAGACAUUUAUUGGCGAGGUGCCGAACUUGGGAAGGGACGACACGAUGCAGGCGAUUGGCGCGGCCAAGUCGGCCUUUGAAGGCUGGAAAAAGGUGAUGCCGCGAGAGCGUGCUGUAAUUAUUCAUCGCUGGGCUCAGUUGAUGCUUCACCAUAGCGAAAGCCUUGGAGCUAUUCUCUCGCGCGAGUCUGGCAAGGCCCUUGCGGAGGCCGUGGGCGAAUGCCUGUAUGCGGAGCGCUACCUUGAGUGGUACGCGGGGGAGGCGGAGCGGGUGUACGGCGACAUCGUCGGUGGGCCCCGUGAAGGGGUCACCACGACUAUUCUCCGGCGCCCGCUCGGGGUGGUGGGGGUCAUUACGCCCUGGAACUUCCCCUCCUCGAUGGUGACCCGGGCGGUGGGUGGCGCCCUGGCUGCAGGGUGCACGGUUGUACUCAAGCCGUCUGAGUAUACCCCGUUUAGUGCUCUGGUGUUGGCGCAGUUAGCGGCGGUGGCAGGCGUGCCACCCGGCGUCUUUAAUGUGCUAACCGGAGAUGCCGAGCCGAUUGGAGACACGCUGCUGGACUCCUUUGAGGUGCGCAAGAUCGCCUUCACAGGGUCUACGAGGACUGGAAAACACUUGUAUGCCCGCUCUGCCGCCACCAUGAAGAGGCUUGGGCUGGAGCUCGGUGGCAACGCACCAUUCAUUGUGUUUGAUGACGCCGAUCUCAACCGGGCAGUUAGCGGCCUUAUAACCUCCAAGUUCCGCAAUGCAGGCCAGGCGUGCAUCAGCAGUAAUCGGGUCUUUGUGCAUGAAUCCAUGCAUGAUGCUUUUGUGGCGCGGCUUGUCGAGAAAAUUCGGGCGACAGUGCGCGUGGGUAACAGCUUUGAUGCGAAUGCAACGAUGGGCUCGCUCAUCCAUGGCGCAGCCGUGGAUAGGGUGGAAGCGUUGGUGCAUGACGCCGUGGCAAAGGGCGCCAAGGUGGAACUGGGUGGCACGCGCCUUCCUGGCCCUGGAUACUUCUUUGAACCCACCGUUAUCACAUGUGUGCAGCACGACACAAUGAACUGCUGUCAGCAGGAAGUGUUUGGCCCAAUUGUGCCGAUCAUCAAGUUUUCGAGUGAGUCGGAGGUGGUCCAGCUGGCCAAUGCCACUCGCUCCGGCUUGGCGGCGUACAUUUACACCCAGGAUUACAGAAGACAGAGCCGUGUUGCGGAGCAGCUGCAGUUUGGCAUGCUGGGCGUGAACGACGUGGGCCUAUCCUCGCCAUCUGCGCCUUUUGGUGGGGUGAAGGAGGGCGGACUGGGUCGGGAUGGCUCCAAGUACGGCAUUGACGCGUUUGUCGACAUUAAAUAUGUCUUGGAAUCGCGUGUUUAA